GAGGAGCAACAUGGCCGCCAUGCAGCUGCCGCGGGUGUUGGUACAUGAGCGGAUCCGCGCUGCCGCUGAAGACUUCCUGCUGCAGGUGGAGGAAGGAGGAGGAAAGGCUCGAGUCCCGGAGCUGAGAGCGAUGCUCACCGAGCGGCUCGCGGCGGCGGAAGAGCAGAUCCUCGCGGGACUUGAGGAAACCUUGUUAGAGUCCGAGGAGCGAGUGGAGCGGACCGAGCUGGAGAUCUGCCGCCAGAGGAGGCUGCUCGAUGCCGUGAUGCAGCCCGUAGUCCGGCUGCACAGAGCAGUGUGUCCUGCAGAUGUCCAGCAACUGAUGGUGAUUAAAGAAGAGGUUCCCUCUGAGCAGCAGCAGUGGUGCCCCCUUGUGGACCAAAAGGACCCAGAGCCCCCCCAAAUUAAAGAGGAACAGGAGGAUCCGUGGACCAAUCAGGAUGGACAGCAGCUUCAAGGACUGGAGGAGGCUGAUAUCAAUUUCACAUUGACUGCUGUCGCUGUGAAGAGUGAAGAAGAUGAAGAGAAACUUAAAUCGUCAAAGCUUCAUCCGAGUGAGACGAAGGAGAACAGAGCGGACUGUGGAGGACCAGAACCAGUCUGGAACUCAGGUCCUGAUGGACGUUUACAACCAGGUCCUGAGGACAAGACUGAAGACUCUUCUGAGACUGAAGUCAGUGAGGAUGAUUGGAUGGAGACCAGGGAAACUCAGACUGGUUUAAAUACAAGAAACAACAAACAGCCUCUAAAUUAUAUGGGAUGUAAGACAGAAAAAAAAAUGUUUAGUUGCACUGAGUGUGCUAAAAGAUUUAACCAUAGGGGCCAUCUAAAUGCACAUAUAAGGAGCCAUACAGGAGAGAAACCGUUUAGUUGCACUGAGUGUGGCAAAAGAUUUACCCAAAGUUCAAAUCUAAAUGCACAUAUGAGGAUUCAUACAGGUGAGAAACCGUUUAGUUGCACUGAGUGUGGUAAAACAUUUAACCAUAGAUCACAUCUAAAUGCACAUAUGAGGAUUCAUACAGGAGACAAACCGUUUAGUUGCUCUGAGUGUGGUAAAAGAUUUAUCAAACGGGGCGAUCUAAAUAAACAUAUGAGGAUUCAUACAGGAGAGAAACCGUUUAGUUGCCCUGAGUGUGGCAGAAAAUGUUCCGAAAGGGGCAGUCUAAAUAAACAUAUGAUGAUUCAUACAGGAGAGAAACCGUUUAGUUGCUCUGAGUGUGGCAAAAGAUUUAACCACAGGUCAAAUCUAAGUAAACAUAUGAGGAUUCAUACAAUAGAGAAACAGUUAAGUUUCUCUGAGUGUGGUUAAAGAUUUAAAGGAGACAUUAUAUGCCCAUUUUACCACAGUUUAUAUUGUUCAUCGGGGUCUUAAUGAAAUGAAUAACAUAUUUUGGUCAAAAUACCACAAGGGUCAUUUAAAACAGCACCCUUUUUACCCUGUCUAAAACAGCCCUCCUCAAUUUGACCUGUUUUGAGUGCCCCGCUCACCCCCCUCAACCCCCUCCUCCCUCCUUCACGAGAUACAAGCCCCCAGAUUUUUAGCUAUCCAUUACCUCUGUAGAAAUACGGCUACUGGAGACAAAGAUACAACCUUGCAACCAUAUCGUUUUGAACCAGGGUGAGGUGGGCCGAAGCCUGGCUCUGGGGAGAGACGGGACCGCGAGCUGACCGGCGGGCCGUUCCGCGAGCUGGCCGGGCCGUUGGAGCCGAGCCGUGUAGUGUGACUAUGACGUGUGUUCUGGUCGUAAUCCCAUUCGACGCCAUCUAGCGUAUUGUUUUUUUUCCAGAGGAACCACAACAAAUCGCGGAAGAUAUUUUUUUUCAGAGUUUUUGGACGGUAGACAUGCUAGAGACCCAAAUUAACGUGUAGAAGCACUACAAAAGUGGAAUUUUCAUAAUAUGUCCCCUUUAAGAUUCAGUCCCAUCGUACGAGACAUGUGAGGAUUAAUAAAAGAGAGAAGUGAUUCAGUGGCAACUUUUGCAACAAAAGAUUUAUUAGGACAUAUCAGCAGAUAUUCAUAUAAUACAUAUUCAUAGUUCACUGGUUUAAGUAGACUAUUACCAGUUUUAUGUCCCUAGAAAAUAUAACUCAUUGAAUAACAGGAAAGAUUUGUGCUUAAAUAUCUUGUUUCUACUGAUUUCUACAUAAUUUAUCUAUUUUUCAUAAAGUCCUUCAUGUCAUGUUAAGGUUAAAGUGUGUUCCUUGCACCGUAUGAAUGUGUUCUUACCUAGUUCAUAUGAUUAAAUAUGUUUGUUUUAAGACAAUGGUUUCUUGGUUCGUGAGAUUCAAUGACAGUGUGUGUUCUCCUUUAUGUAUUGAAUGUGUUUCCAAGAAUAAAAGUCUAAUAAAAAGUGCAGUCCUAGAAAAGGUCUGCAGUCCUUGAAAUUGUAGAAAUUGUAAUUUGAGUGUUUAAUUGUUGUUUCCAUUCCAUUUUGAAGUUGAUCUGAUGUAAGCCCUGGUACAAGUACCUCAAAGUAAAAAUGUGGAAAAUGGCCACUAAAUGCAAAACGUUUUUCAUAAUUCCCCUUGAGACUUUUUUGUUUGUCUGGUCAUGAUAGAUCGGUGUGACAAAUGUGAAUGCGUUCCGGGGGUCUCGUAUUUGAUUUUUUGUUUGCAAAAGUUUGAUAUAAGAAUGUACUUGGUUCUGUCUAGUGUGUUUUGUUAGGCACAGCUUCAAGAAGAGUAAAGCUCAACACAGUGUACCUUUUCCAGUGCCUUUGUUGAUGAAACAAUUUGUUCCCUUAAUUUGUAAUUGCAACUCUAGGAGAAUGAUAAUGAUGAAUCUCAUCUAUGAAAAGAAACUGAGCAAUGGUGGUGUCUGUUUAACUGACUUAUGUAUCAUUGGUGACAUUAGGUUUGAUUGUCUUAUUUAUUUCAAUGAUUUUCUGGGAUUAAUAAUAAACA
Limanda limanda (common dab) is the source of this 2905-nucleotide messenger RNA. RefSeq names its product zinc finger and SCAN domain-containing protein 21-like. Lineage: Eukaryota; Metazoa; Chordata; Actinopteri; Pleuronectiformes; Pleuronectidae. The record is from RefSeq and is a predicted model, not a curated record. Gene Ontology annotation, molecular function: DNA-binding transcription factor activity; RNA polymerase II cis-regulatory region sequence-specific DNA binding. The coding region runs from base 11 to 1309 and encodes 432 amino acids. The transcript is spliced from 2 exons. Gene Ontology annotation, biological process: regulation of transcription by RNA polymerase II.